CUUUUGGCAUUCAACGCACAGCAACUGUCGUCGCCGGAUGUGUUCGCUGUUGGACGUAAUUAUUCUUUAUAACAAAACGAUUUAUUUUCGAAAGCGCAUCUCAAGUGCGGCGGCAUUUCGUGGUGAAAUUUCGAAAAAAAGAAAAAGUGUUUAAGUGUGUAAAAGUGUUAAUUAUUUAUUUAAAAAAACAAGUAAGAAAUACGAGCAUCUAGGUACCUUAUUGAUUAAAUUACCCCAAGAGUGUUAAUUUUUGUUAAAAUGCUCGUCCCUUCGGACAUGAUAGCGGCGCAAUCCAAAAUGGUCUACCAAAUGAACAAAUAUUGCGCGGAUCGAGUGCAGGCUCGCAAAGCACAAAUCCACAAGACCAUACAGGAGGUUUGUCGAAUCGUUCAGGACGUCCUCAAGGAGGUCGAGGUUCAAGAGCCUCGAUUCAUAUCGUCACUCAAUGACUAUAACGGGCGUUUCGAAGGGCUCGAGGUGAUCUCUCCGUCCGAAUUCGAAAUAAUAAUCUACCUCAAUCAAAUGGGAGUUUUGAACUUCGUCGAUGACGGCACCCUGCCGGGCUGUGCGGUUCUCAAGCUAAGUGACGGUCGAAAACGUUCGAUGUCGCUGUGGGUGGAAUUUAUCACCGCGUCCGGUUAUCUGUCAGCACGCAAAAUACGUUCACGGUUUCAGACUUUGGUCGCGCAAGCCUGUGACAAGUGUGCCUAUCGGGAUAUUGUAAAAAUGAUAGCUGACACAACCGAAGUUAAAUUAAGGAUACGCGAACGUAUAAUUGUACAAAUUACACCGGCUUUCAAAUGUGCCGGCCUGUGGCCUCGUUCAGCUUCACAUUGGCCACUGCCGGGAAUCCCAUGGCCACAUCCGAAUAUAGUGGCUGAAGUUAAGACUGAAGGAUUUGAUAUGUUGUCGAAGGAGUGCAUAGCACUGCAGGGAAAGAAUUCAGCAAUGGAGGGCGAUGCUUGGGUGUUGAGCUUCACAGAUGCAGAGAAUCGGUUAUUGCAAGGUGCCAGUCGGCGUCGGUGCUUAAGCAUCCUGAAAACCUUGCGUGACCGUCAUUUGGACCUGCCUGGCAAUCCUGUCACCUCGUACCAUCUGAAGACAUUGCUACUAUACGAAUGUGAGAAGCAUCCUCGCGAAAUGGAAUGGGAGGAGAAUUGCAUUGCCGAUCGGAUAAAUGGAAUCUUCCUGCAACUGAUAUCCUGCCUUCAAUGUCGACGUUGUCCGCAUUACUUCCUGCCAAACAUGGACUUGUUUAAGGGCAAAAGUCCCGGCGCCCUAGAAAAUGCUGCCAAACAAGUGUGGCGAUUGACGAGGAUAAUGCUGACGAAUGUUCGUUGCCUUGAAGAAUUGUAGGCGAUGAUGUUUUGAGAUUAAAAAUAAAACAAAAAGAUUUACAUAUAUGCUAUCUUUUUGCUUAAUUAAAUUAAAUUAACAAAAAAAAUCACACAAAAAUAAAAUAUUUUAAGCUUUUAAACUUAAGUACUCAGUGACGUGUGCGAAUGAGAAUAUGUAUGAUUUAUAAAUAUAAAAAAAAAUAUAUUAUGAGUGAAUGAAAUGGAAUUUCGAGUGAGAGUUCAAAAUAUAAUUUGGAAAAUUUACCAGUGGCCAGUUUUUUUUCAGUUUUUCUUUUUUUUUUAUUUUAAUAUUUAUUAUUUUUCACUUUUAUAAAUUCGUUUAUUUUUGUUUUCUUUUUUUUUACUUUUAUUGAAAGAAUGGUGCUUUUGAAAAGUUUCUUAUAAUAAAAUGUAUACGUUACAAUAUUACUUAGUAUACUUUUAGCUUAUUAGUUACGAAUGUUUUUAUUUAGGAUCAGUAAAUAUAUAUAAUAUAACU
Eupeodes corollae is the source of this 1836-nucleotide messenger RNA. Its product is annotated as protein mab-21. The transcript has 2 exons. NCBI's taxonomy places the organism in Eukaryota, Metazoa, Arthropoda, Insecta, Diptera, Syrphidae. The coding region runs from base 259 to 1356 and encodes 365 amino acids. The record is from RefSeq and is a predicted model, not a curated record.